Molecule: messenger RNA, 1828 nt
Organism: Halichondria panicea
Lineage: Eukaryota; Metazoa; Porifera; Demospongiae; Suberitida; Halichondriidae
Exons: 2
Coding region: 204-1721 (505 amino acids)
Biological process (GO): DNA integration
Molecular function (GO): nucleic acid binding
Source: RefSeq, a predicted model, not a curated record
CUCACGACGCGUUCUGAACUAUAAUGAGUAUAAGCCUUGCAACGCGUUCCCAAAUUCUCGCGACGCGUUGCCAGACAAAAUGAGGUGAUGCAAACAAUUGCGACAGAAAGGUCAGCCAAGGUCAGACUAUUUAUGGUGCAGUGCCUAGUUGGGCGGAGUCCAGACAGACUGACUCUCUUCACUGAAUAUCGAAUUUAGCUUUUAUGGCAGGCUGGUCAGAGUACUUCGAGGAAGUAGGCAGUUUCCUACGCAGUCUGGAACAACAACUAGGUUAUGCCAGUGAGUCAUUUACCGAAUAUGCCAUUGAAAGGAUCCGCAAUUGUUUCACCAAUCUUUCUCGAAUAAAACAAGUACUAACCCUUACCAUUGAAGACAGUAGUUAUUCAGCUGACCCUUCAUUUGAAACCUAUGAUCACAUGUGUGCUGAGCUACUUGACAUUUUGUCGUCAUUGUUAUCUGUAUGGACAGAUUAUGAAAGAAACAUAAAUGUUAGUUCCCACGAGGCACAGUACAGUGCUCCCCUUGAACAUACUGGUGCACGGGGACGACCAAAGUUCGUGAUCCCUAAAGAGCAGUUGGUGUACCUCAAGUCUCUGAAUUUCACUUGGAGCUCUAUUGCUUUGCUAUUGGGUGUAACACGAAUGACCAUCUACCGCAGGCGUGUUGAUUGUGGUAUGUUGAAUAAUCCAUUAAAUAGACUGAGUGAUGAUGACUUAGAGGCACUCUUAAAAGAUCUUAAGGCAGAGUUGCCAUAUAUUGGAGAGGUGAUUGUUCUUGGAGCUUUACGUUCCAGAGGAUAUGAUGUCACUCGUGAACAGUGUAGACGUUGUAUACGUCGAAUAGAUCCACUUACUAUUCCUCUUCGUUGGCAAGGGAAUCUACAUAGCCGAAGACCUUAUUCAGUUCCCGGACCUAAUUCCCUCUGGCACUUAGAUGGGCACCACAAACUCAUUCGCUGGAGAUUCGUCACCCAUGGCUGUAUAGAUGGCUACUCCCGAAUGAUUACUUUUAUUGAAUGCAGCACAAAUAAUAGAGGCGAUACAGUUUACAAUUUGUUCCUAGAAGCUGCUACUAAGUAUGGCCUUCCAUCACGUAUUAGGUGCGACUAUGGUGGGGAGAAUAUUAGAGUGGCUGCACAUAUGUUACAACAUCAUGGUUUGAAUCGGAAUAGUGUGAUUACUGGAAGUUCGACCCACAACCAAAGGAUCGAACGCCUCUGGAGUGAUGUGCACAGAAGUGUAACGAAAAUGUACUACCGCUUAUUUUAUUUCCUAGAAUAUCAUGGAUUGCUGGAUCCCCUUAAUGAAAUGCAUAUAUUUGCACUGCACUUUGUGUAUCUUCCAAGGAUAAGAAGAAGUAUUAAAUUGUUCGCGGCAGCGUGGAAUAAUCAUGGUCUUCGCACCAUGCACCAUUCAUCGCCCAGGCAACUGUUUGUUUCCGGUUGCUUAAGACUUAGGCAUUCUGGCCUUGUGGCACUUGACUUCCUCGAUAGUACAGACGGCACGUAUGGAGUUGAUGGUGCAGAUGACGAAGAUGAUUACUCAUUGAUUGGUGAACAAGAAACCAGUGUUCAAGUUCCAGAGUCAAGAGUUCAGUUGUCAUCAGAACAGGUAGAGCUCUUAACUACCCAGGUUGACCCACUAUCUCCUAGCGACAACUAUGCAAUAGAGAAAUAUGAGAGAGCUUUAUCUCUUUUACAUGGAUGGUUUGCUACCUUUUAGUCGUACAAAAAUCAAUCUGUUUUGUACAUAAUAAUAAUUAUAAUUCUGCUGUGUUUUAGGCUUUGUCAACACAAACAUGCAUGUAAUGAAUUUUUUAUUUAUACACA